Molecule: messenger RNA, 225 nt
Organism: Funneliformis caledonium
Lineage: Eukaryota; Fungi; Glomeromycota; Glomeromycetes; Glomerales; Glomeraceae
Source: the annotation of a GenBank genome assembly
AUGUUAAAAGAUAAUGAAUUUAAAGCUAUAGAAGAAUUAAUAGAAAUACUUAGGCAGUUUGUACCAACAAAUAUCACUAAGCUUAAUAUUGAUUUAGAUGAGUUUGAAACUGUAUUUGAUGAUAUUAUUCCAGAAGGUAAUGAAGAGCUACUUGAAGAAAUGACUAAUAAUUUAAAUAAUAGUCAUAUACAAAGAAAAAAGAAAAUCAAUAUUAAUUUUUCUUAA